This is a messenger RNA of Propithecus coquereli (Coquerel's sifaka), 599 nucleotides long. RefSeq names its product family with sequence similarity 216, member B (gene FAM216B). The coding region runs from base 130 to 549 and encodes 139 amino acids. The record is from RefSeq and is a predicted model, not a curated record. Lineage: Eukaryota; Metazoa; Chordata; Mammalia; Primates; Indriidae. The transcript has 4 exons.
AGCUUAUCAACAGACUGAGUUUCCACUGCCACCACCACAUAAAUGAAGAGCCCUUGCAAGAAAGCUGCACUGAAUAUGAAUGCCAGCUUUUUAAAAGUUGGGAGUACAACACAGGGUACAAGAUAAAGAAUGGGAGAAAACUGGAAGAGACAACAAAAGCUUCGGAAUGUUCCACAAAUUCCUUGCAUUCGAGUCCCUCCCUCCGCCUCUGACAGUUCCUUACUGAAGGACCUAACCCAAGGGCAACAGCGCUACUUUUAUAGCAUCAUGAGGAUUUACAACUCCAGGCCCCAGUGGGAGGCCCUGCAGACCCGCCAUAUUCAUAGCCUUCGGCACCAGCAGCUACUCGGUUAUAUUACUCAACAGGAAGCCUUGUCUUAUGCUGUUGUACUUAGAGAUUCAAUCAAGAGAGCCUCAACCAAGGUAGCUUCUCAAAGAACCAUUCCCCGGAAAUCUUCAGCUAUGACAAGAGAAUGUCCUUCAGCACUACCUCUGUCUGUGGUUUUGCCAAAGGCCCAAAGUACAGGGUGCCGAACCCUCAGGAACUGAGGCUUGGCAACAUUUUCUGAAACAUGCAGUUUCAUGUAUCCUGGCAUCUA